Messenger RNA from Oncorhynchus keta (chum salmon), 3463 nucleotides. RefSeq names its product forkhead box protein B1-like. NCBI's taxonomy places the organism in Eukaryota, Metazoa, Chordata, Actinopteri, Salmoniformes, Salmonidae. Gene Ontology annotation, molecular function: RNA polymerase II cis-regulatory region sequence-specific DNA binding; DNA-binding transcription factor activity, RNA polymerase II-specific. The record is from RefSeq and is a predicted model, not a curated record. Gene Ontology annotation, biological process: cell differentiation; anatomical structure morphogenesis; regulation of transcription by RNA polymerase II. The transcript has a single exon. Bases 209 to 1129 code for a protein of 306 amino acids.
AGGGAAGACGUGGAAGUGUAGCUUCUACUUAGCUCAUCUCAACUUCUAUCAGUUAAACUUUUACUGCAGUACGCUACUACUCACGUGUUUUGUAUUUUACGCAUGCAGAAUAUUUAAUUUUCAUGAGUUCUAAGAAGUUUAUAUAACGAAGCUAAACUAAGGGGAACGAGUUGUUUGAAGUAAAGUGUUGUGAAAGAAUACUGUCAGGAUGCCCCGACCAGGGAGGAACACGUACAGCGACCAGAAACCUCCCUAUUCCUACAUCUCCCUCACCGCCAUGGCCAUCCAGUCCUGCCCGGAGAAGAUGCUCCCUCUCAGCGAGAUCUACAAGUUCAUCAUGGACAGGUUCCCUUACUACAGAGAGAACACCCAGCGGUGGCAGAACUCCUUACGACACAACCUGUCCUUCAACGACUGUUUCAUCAAGAUCCCGCGGCGCCCGGACCAGCCCGGGAAGGGUAGCUUCUGGGCUCUGCACCCCAGCUGCGGGGACAUGUUCGAGAACGGGAGCUUCUUGCGGCGCCGUAAACGGUUCAAGGUGAUGAUGAUGAUGGCGCAGGAGCACCUGGCUCAGUCCAAGCAGUCUGACGCAGCCCAUUAUCUCAGGCUUAGCGCCCUGGCUGCCACCGGCACACACCUCCCUCAGAUGUCCAGCUAUAACUUGGGAGUGUCACAACCAUCAACUUUUAAACACCCAUUUGCUAUAGAGAACAUCAUCGCCAGAGAGUACAAGGUUCCCGGGAGUCUGGCGUUCUCCACCAUGCAGUCGAUGUCUGCAGGCUACCCACUGCACAACCAGUUGACUACGGCCUGGCCUCACAUGUACAACACUAUGGUGGACACUGUUUCUCCUAUCUCUAUGAGCGGUGACUACGUGGCCUACCGCAUGCCUCUUAAAUCUCUGUGCCACGGAGGACAGACCCUACCCGCCAUUCCGGUGCCCAUCAAGCCCAACCCGACCACAGUAGGUCUCUCGGCAGGGCUGACGCGACACACAUCCGCCUUCCUUUCGAACUCUCCCCAAUCUCUGAGCCCCACCUCCCCGCAGACAGACACCAGCCAAAGCAGCCCCCCUACUCCCAGGGAGACUCACACCAACCCGACACUGCAGUCCGUGGCAGUGCACUAACAUUAAGAACUCUACAGAACUCUUUAUAAACUAGACCAGCAGGCUCAAACCAAAUCCAACGUUUAUUUGGACUUUUGCCGCUGACAUCUUGGGCUGAGAAUAACUACAAUUAAUUAAGGCAAUAGACUUCCGUGCUGCAGUGUAUUUUGAUGUCGGUGUUUUACUUUGAAUGCUAAUUGUCUUCUAACAUGGUUCCAGCAGAGAGAUAGUGAAAUAUUGCUGUUCAACUUAAAAGGUAUUCGUUGUGUCAGUUUUAUCAGUGUGUUUUGUAAAUUAGUGAGGCAAGGCAAACAGCGGCUGUCAGGCGCAUGAAAUAUAUUUACUUGGAUUUAUUUCUGCUAUCUAUGUAAAAAUAACUAAGUGAAUUGUGAUGUUUUUUUUCAAUCUUAAAAAAUAGUAAGGGGAACUAUAGGGUCUUUACUAAAUGCAAAAUAAAUAUGUGAAUAAAUGUGAAUAAUUGCAAAUAAGUUGAUAUGAAAAUGUUGUAAAAUACACUUUUUAGUUAAACAUUUUAGAUAUCUAUUUUGCAGUAGCUUUUCUGUGAAGCUGUAGUGUAAAGCCAUUUAAAACCACGGUGAUAUACAUGUGAUUAAAAUAUGAUAUGUAACUGUUGACUUUUCUAUGUUAAUGAAAAAGCAUAACUGCUUUUGAAAAGUGUUCAUAUAGUCUGCAAUGAAUUAGAAACUUGGUCAUCGAAAUAUUUUCUCAUUAAAAUAGUGUAAACAUUAUAAUGGUUGGUGUAUUCUGUGUAAAUAGUGUAAACAUUAUAAUGGUUGAUGUGUAAACAUUAUAAUGGUUUGUGUAUUCUGUGUAAAUAGUGUAAACAUUAUAAUGGUUGAUGUGUAAACAUUAUAAUGGUUGGUGUAUUCUGUGUAAAUAGUGUAAACAUUAUAAUGGUUGAUAUAUUCUGUGUAAACAGUUUAAACAUUAUAAUGGUUGGUGUAUUCUGUGUAAUUAUUGUAAACAUUAUAAUGGUUGAUGUAUUCUGUUAACAGCCAGAAUAAUGCUGUUAUCAUGCACCUACUGAUUUACAACUGGGAAAACUUCCAGACAGGUAUCCUUAUGGCAUGAUGAUAAUUAUUAGUAUUAUAUAUUAACAACAAUACAACUUUUUGAUUUCAAUAUGACUCUUCACUUUCUAAUAUUUAAUUUAUUUCCAUUACAAAUAUAAAGUAAAUCAAAUAAUGUUUACAUAAUCAUGAAUAUAGCUCAAUAUGGUAUAUUGCUGUGUAUUUCAGUGUCUAGACCUGAGUAGAGAACGCGGUGUACAGUGUAUAGGCUACACCAGAACCCUCGUUGCGCCGCUCCCACAGGAGCAGUCAGAACAGAACUUUGGAACUGCUGAAUCAGAAUCAGAAUGCGGGUGAUUAGAAUGCAAGGAGGUACUGCCGUAGUCACAGCGCAGACAACCGGCCUCAUUCAUUCAGCUACACACUAAUAUACCCUCAAUAAAUGAAGUAACACACGGAGAUGGGGAUACAGUUACAUUAGGCUAUAUAACACCAUGCGAUUUGCUUCUGACUUCCAAAACAUAUCAACAAAUGAACAGAGCACAUUAUAAAAAUCGUAAUUAUCAUAUAAGAAAGGUUAACAUUCAAUGCAGUUUUUAUGUUUUGCAUUGACAAAACUGCUAACCAUUUUGCACAAGUUAACUUGAAUUGGACUAGUUUAAGCCAUAUAUCACAUAGCUGACAUUGAUAGUAUGGAUAGCCUAACAUGACCAUUUUAGAAAUUAAUUUACAAUCAACAAAAUGUAUCUCUGCAUGUGCAUUUUUUCACAAUGCAAUAAUCACAGUAGACGAUAUGUUUUAUCUCUAUUUAUUGAAUUGUUUCUUAGGUAUUUUUGUAUAAUCCGAAAUAGCCUAUUUAUAUAUCCACGUGUGAAGUUGUCCUUAAGUGUGCUACAUUGAUAGCUUAUAUGUUGAAUUGUAGUUUUAUUUAUAUUAAAAUGCAUUCAUUCAGUGUCAGUGACAUCAGGUGCUGUGAAAGAAAUAGCCCAUCUCGGCGCAUUAAACAAAUACUUUAGAAUUCUGUCACUUUCUCCAAUUGACUAGAUCAAAUACCGCCUUCUAGCCACUUCAUUCUCUCCAUUCACUCAAUAGAAAGAGCAAAGAAUUGCAAACUUCGACUGGGCCACCAAUGUAGAUUUAGCCUUUUUUCGAGUAGACAAAAAGACUGAUUUCUCACAGACACAUUGCUGACUGGGGAACUGGGAAACGGGCUCAGAGACCCCUUUGGAAUUUAAAUCCACUCCUCCCCUCCUCCUGACCAUGUUUGCCCAUCAGUGCUCUGGGUUUCCCGUUCUUGCAUUGUGUGUAUUGUAUUCAUGUUUAC